Molecule: messenger RNA, 6421 nt
Organism: Lytechinus variegatus (green sea urchin)
Lineage: Eukaryota; Metazoa; Echinodermata; Echinoidea; Temnopleuroida; Toxopneustidae
Exons: 11
Coding region: 91-5835 (1914 amino acids)
Source: RefSeq, a predicted model, not a curated record
GGUGUAACUUUGCCCCCUUUGAUUCGGAGCGGAGGGUUAAAUAGAGUUAGACCGACCGGGUUGGGUCAUAAUAUAUCAAAUUUUAGAAAAAUGCGGAAGGAACUUUUUUGCUUGGUCGCCGUGCUGGCCGUGGCGUGGUCGAAGCCUACAGAGACGCAAUGCGACGUCAACGAGGUCCACGCCGUUUUGGGCACACCGCGGAUGGUUGACGAGGGCUCAAAUUCCCCAGUGAUUCCCGCCUUUGAUCUUUCAAUAAGCGACGUCGACGAGGGAUUCCUACCCGAGAUCGAAUAUGCAGUCAAUAUUAAAAGCGACAGCGACCUCUUUGAGGAGUUCGUGGUCACUGCACACAACCUUGAUCCCGACUGCGACCACGGGACGAUGAUCGACAAAUACGACAUCGGAAGGCCAGAUGAAGACUGCCCUCAUGUGAUCAGAAACGCAAUAGUUACGGACAUGCGCAGAGUGUCAUUUAGCUGGAAGGCGCCCCAGUGUGGCUGUGUUACUUUAAGAGCAACGGUCAAGUCAGGUGAUCACGUGUAUUCUGAUUCUUCAUCGGAGAAGGGCGCCCUCACGACAGAAGUUUGUUUGCUUGGAAUGAUCAAGUCAGAUGAAGAAGAGGAGAUGGGGGAGGAUGAAUCAAUGGAGGAAGAACCAUUGUAUGACGAGGAACUAUACGGGAAUAUUGAACGACUAUGUGAAGAGGGAAAUUUCAGAGGACCUGUUCUCCCUUCAGUCAUUACUGAGUGUUGUCAACUACCCGUGCAUCAACGGAGAAUGUGCCUGGUACGACUCAUCCCCGGUGAGGAAAAUGACAUGCACAGGUUGGAUACCUUCUGUUCCAAGAUGGCAGGGAAUUUCUUCGAGGGUCACCCGGUCCUGGCCACCGCAGAGGGCGUUCGACGAUGCUGCGAAAUGACUAGCGAUUCCGAUCGCAUGGUUUGCCUGAGCGAGGAGAAAAGGACGCACUAUGACGAAAUCUGCGGUUUGAGUGUGACAAGGGUGAACGGCACAACGGAUCGUUUGCCGGGACGUAACUGCUGUAGGCUCCAGGGUGAUCUCAGGUACAACUGCAUGGAGAAAAAGGCGCUGAGGGAAAACCAAAAGAGACGACUGGAAGAGAAGCGAACCCUGAAGCGCAAAAUGGAGAAAGUCAAACGUCUUUGCAAUGCUGUUGAUAAUACACCAGAAGGCGAUAGGGACGUUGAGGAUUACCAGACCUGCUGCAUGGUGGAUGAUGUGGACGACGCUCUUGCUUGCUUCAGAGAAACAGAAAAGAACAACUUCGAUGGUUUAUGCAAGAGGCAAGCUUCACGAUUCGAAAACGGCAAGAAGGAAAGGGUUCAUCCAUGCUGCAGUUCGGAAGAUGAGGAAAGGUAUGAAUGCUUCCUGGUCAAACGAUCCACCAACCAACAAUUGAAAAAUAACUCCACAAGAAGACCUGUAGCGAACACACAAAGCCGAGGUACGUGGAUGCAGAGAAUGUGCACUAAACUUCGAAAAGAAGGUGCCGACGAAACGCUAAUCACCUGUUGUAAACAAUCAACAUUUCUCGAUAAGAAAAGAUGCAUGGAUAAGAGGCAAAAUGCUGUUUUAGCACAAAUUUGCAACAACACUAACGUUGACGUUUCGUACGUUAUUGUUGAGGGAGAGAACUUCAACGCCGCCAAAACUAACCUUCAUCCCGAACACGAGUGCUGUAUGCUUGGUGGAGAAGAGCAGAUCUCUUGCAUUAGAACAAUGAGGAUUUCACUUUCUAAGCUUAGGCGCCAGAAAGCAUCCGAAAAUUCUGUUCAGGAUGAGGCACCACGCGAAAAGAAGGGUCAACGUUGGAUGAAAGAAGAAAUCCGACAGAACGAGGCCAUUUGCACUGCCGUGAGGGAAGAUGUUGAUUUGAUAGACGAGCAGGUAGUCCGUUGCUGCGAGGAAGACGGGGAAGGCCAAAGAGAAUGUUUAGCUGCGCUCCGUAGGAACCACUUCACGGCGGUCUGCAACACUGAUGAGCUUUUCCAGAUAGACAUUUUUAAUACCAUUGUGCGUACAGAAGAACCAAUCAAUGCAGAGCACAGGUGCUGCAUGAGACAGAAUGCCGACAUCAGAGCCGCCUGCUUCUCUCGAGUAGAUAGGCAGGUUGCUAUGCUCUCAUUCAGUCCCCCGAUCAUUGAAAAAGUCCAAAACAUAAGGGAAGAUCUUCUCGAUGUUGCAGAGGUUAACAGACUCACAAGUGUCUGCGACGAAAUGAAAACGGCGCCAUCGUCAGAACUUAGGGGGCGGUGGCCUGUGAAGAAGUGUUGUCGAUUCAAGAACGACCGGAAGUUUCCUUGUAUCAGGGAUACCGCGAAACAACUAGCAGAUCAAUCAUGCGAUGGCCCUCCUCCUAGAGUGUACUUCCCCGUGGGGUUCUACGGAGAAUUUAUUCCUGAUGAUUUCGAAGGUCCUUUCCUUGAUCCUUCACACCCAUGUUGCUCUCUGACCGGUGACAUGCGACAUGAAUGCAUCAAGGAAAAUAGCAUGGCUGUUCUUGGAUUGAGAAUACCAAUCACCCAGGCCAUGCCUAUGGUGGAGUUUUUCAGAGAAAUGCCACCUGAGAUGCGUUUUGAUAUCGAUCACCAAAAUGCCAUAUGCCAGGCUGCAGAAGAUUUCAAAAUCCUCUAUGCUGAUCCUGAAGCCAAUCUUGAUGUAGAUCUGAACCAACUUACGGGAAUCGAGGCUGAAUUACAAGAACUACAAGACCUCUUGGCAGAAGAAAUGAUGGAUGAAGAAGAGGAUGAAGACGAUGAAAAUGGAGAAAUGAUGCAGGAGUUGAUGGAACAGAAUGAAGAAGAAGAAGAGGAUGAGGAAGAGGAAGAAGACGAUAGGAGACGAAGAAGAAGGCAAGCUGAAAAGUAUAGGAGGCCUACGGCCAAGAAGGUGCGCCAGUCUUAUGGGAGAACUAUUUAUGAGGUCGACAGUCUGGUACAUUGCUGCGAAGAAAAUUCUGUAACACAAGCAAGUUCUUGCAUGACCAACGCGUGGUUGCAACUGUUGAAUGAUGCAUGUUUUGCCCUUCCUGAUAUUUCCCAAGGUUCCUCUGCGGGAUCCGUUGGUCUAGAUUCUGCUUCAGAGAGUGCACAACCUAGUAAUAAUGUGCGCGCCCCAGCACCAAUCAAAUUUGGCGGGCGAGGAGACAUUGAAACAAGUAUGUCAACUACGGACUCUACAAUGGAAUCAAAUACUGAUGAAGAAAACUUCAGAAAGUGUUGCGGUCUCUAUGGGGAUGCUCAACUCGAAUGCUUUCAAAUUCACUUUAGUCCUGACGCCCCAAGUUCGCAAAUAGAAAGUGAGGGAUCUUCAAAUCCAUCAACAGGGGAUAGUACAUCAGAAGGGAGUUUAUCAGAGAGUGAAGGGUCUGAAAGUGAAGGUUCGGAGGGAGAAGAAUCAGAAGGAGAGGAAGAUGAAGAAGAAGAAUUUGAAUCAGAAGGGGAAGAUAGCGACAGUUUACAAGAAGCAGAAGAACCACAAGAACAGACAGGAAGUGAAAUGAUGGAGACCGAUUUUGAAGAAGAGGAGGAGGAAGAAGAAGGGGAGGAAGAAGAAGAAGACAUGGAAGAAUCGGCACCACAGGGGGUGAUGGAAAACGAGGGGGAGCAAUCUGAAUCAAACGUCCCAGAAUUUGAAGAAGGCGACGGCUCUGAAUCUUCACAGGGAGAAGGAGAAGAAGAAGAAGAAGAAGAAGAAGAGGAAGAAGAGGAAGAAGAAGAAGAAGUACCGGAGGAAGACUCAAUGCUAGCGCUACUGGAAGAAUCUGAUAGUGAAGGAGAGGAAUCAACGUCAGAAGAUGGUGGUUCUGAAGGUGUUUCUGAAUCAGAAUCAUCUGACGGAUCGGAAGAUGCAGAAGCCAACGAAGACACAGGGGGAGGAUGGUGGGGUGGCUGGUGGACCGGGGACAACAACCCACAAGAGCAAGAACAAUUAGAAGAAGAAAAUGAAGAUAUGGAAGGAUCAGUUCCACAGGAAGUGAUGGAAGGCGAGGAAGAGCAAUCCGAAUCAAACGUCCCAGAAUCUGAUGGAGAAUCUGAAUCUUCACAAGGAGAAGAAGGAGAGGAAGAAGAGGAAGAAGAAGAGGAAGAUUCUGUGCCAGUGCAACUGGAAGAAAAGGAUCCUGAAGGGGAAGGAUCACCCUCAGAGGAAGAUAGUGGUUUUGAAUCAGAGUCAUCUGACGGAUCGGACUCAGAAUCAUCUGACGGAUCGGAUUCAGAGUCAUCGGACGGAUCGGAUUCAGAGUCAUCGGACGGAUCGGAGUCAGAGUCAUCUGACGGAUCGGAGUCAGAGUCAUCUGACGGAUCGGAGUCAGAGUCAUCUGACGGAUCGGAAUCAGAGUCAUCUGACGGAUCGGAAUCAGAGUCAUCUGAUGCAGAAGAAAUCGAUACUAAAGCUAACGAAGACACAGGAGGAUGGUGGGGCGGCUGGUGGUCCGGCAACAAGAAACCACAAGAACAAGAACAAUUAGAAGAAGCAGAAGAAGAAGAUCGGAGAAGAAAAAGGGAUCUUUGGAGUUGGAUGCUGCUGGAUGGAGAGGAAUCAGAACUGAUGGAAAGCGAAGGGCAGGAAUCUGAAGGUCAAGAAUCUGAGGGCAAUGCUGAACCACAAGAACAAAAUGCUGACGCAGAAGAGGAAGAAGAAGAAGAGGAGGAGGAGGACGAAGAAGACGAGGAUUCUAGGCGAAAGAGGAGCGUUUGGAAUUUCAUGGAUGGCGAAGAGUCAGAAGGACAGGAUGGAGAACACGGUGCCCAAGAACAAGUAGAGAGUGAAGGACAGGAGUCUGAAGCAGAACAGGAUGGAGGAUGGUGGUGGAAUUGGUGGACAGACAACAAUGAACCACAGGCACAAGAACAACAAGGUGAAACAGAAGAAGAGGAUGAGGAGGAAGACGAAGAUUCAAGAAGACGGAGGGAGAUUGUGAGUGGCAUGGGAUUCCCGAGAGGUGAGUACAAGCAAAAGAAGACUUGGCCAGGAAACAAUCACCAAGGAACGGCCAUGCACAACACCCUAAGUAGCUCCAAAAGAAACCGACACGGAAGUAAGCUUGGGAAGCUGUUUCUUCUGAAACUUCUGUUCAAGAAUGAGAUGGUUGAGGGUCUUUGCCCUGCUGUUGAGGCUGCGGAUGAUAUUCAUAACCUCAUUAGUAGACUUUCCGAUCUAGUUGAACCGGAGGUCAGUGUUGAAAGGAGGGAGCGGUUUCGAGGAAGCAAUGCCAUUCUUCAGAAACUUAAGAAAUGUUGCGCCCUCAACGUUACAGAAGAGAAGGUAGAAUGCAUCUCUGGAAUGACACAAUCUAUCGUAGAUGGGAUAUGCGACAUUCAGGAGAAAGGAUUCAGACCACGCCCAGAUACGUGGGGAAAGAAAAAUAUGCCCCCUGAAUGCUGCAAUGUGACGGAUGGCGAACGAUAUUCCUGCGCCAGAGAGUAUCUAGUCCCUACAGAUGAGCUGCAGGCCAUGAUUAACGAAGCCCAGAGCGAAACAAAUCCCGCUGGUAUACUCCAAGCUAUUGGAAACGCUCUCGGCAAGGUUCUAAAUGUUGAUGACGAUGAAACAGACAGUGAGGUCGAUGAUCACGAGACAGCUGCCACCAAUACGACGUCGGUCGAGAUGUCGCCAUGGGAUAACGUGCGAGUUAAAAUGAUGUCGAAGAUGUGCUGCCAAGUCGGUAGCUUGACGGGCGCCCUCUUGGGUGAAAGUGGAGCAGUUACGUGUGAAAGUGGAGCAGAAGUUUACUCCCAAAUUGUUGAAGAAUCGAUGAAAAGCAAAUGCGUUGCUGCUUAUACCAAGUGCUGUAGUAGCCGGCCUGCCGAAUAAAGCAGUCACAGCGAAGCAGCAAAAUUGAAAAUAUGAAUUUCAUAAAAGUUUCUUUUUCGAGAUGUUCAAGUAUUUGUUUUUAAAAGUAUUCACAAUAACUGAUUUAAGUAUGGAAAAUCGCAUAUACAUCACCUGUUAGUAACUGUCUAAAACGGCUCAAAUUAGUAUCAUUUCACUGGAGUAAAAUUAUACUCGAAAUGGGGUCAGCAUGGAGUCAACUCGUUACCUAGUCAAAAUCACUCUGCUUUGAGAUUAUUUCAGAUAUUCAGAUAAUUAAUUCACAUUGACUAUUUUUUAAUCGACGUAACUGGAGGAAUUAUUCGCUUUGACUAGUUAAGUGAUGACUGUCAGCGAAAAUUAGAUAAAUCGACUAAGCAGAAAAAAAUCGCAGUGAUUAAUUUUGUACUUUACUCAUGGUUGUAAAUGAAAUGAUUUUUAAAAAGAGGAAGAAGGGAAGAAAAAAAAGGAGGAGGAAAAGAAGAAGAAUGAAACUAUAAAUACUCACCAGUAAGUAAAUAUAGACCAUUCAAAUGUUUAUAGUGUAAUAGAGUUUUAGUCGUGGUCAUAAUAUUUGAAAAAUAAUAAU